UCGUGGAUGAUGAAAAUUUUCUGAAAACAAGCGUCGUUUUUCGUAAAAAGUGUAUUUUGUGCUACCGCGUCGACGAUGGGACCGCAUCCGCAACCCGCGCUGGAUUCCGGAACCGAAAAGGCCGUUCGAGAUCAGAUAUUCCAGGAAAUCGAGCGUAAAGCCAAAACCUGCGCCAAUACGCAGUACGAGUGCUCUCUGCCGCGGUACGAGAGCUUCCUGUUUUGCUUCCGGCACAUCCUGCAGGAUCCGAAGGCUCCCUACAAGCAAUGCGGCUAUCUGUACGCCAACGGAAGGCGCUGCCUCGAACCAUCACCCAAAUAUGAUGCCAAGAAGGAGUUUGGGACAAACUUUUGCUUCGAACACAGUCGCCAAACGCAGCUCCAGAAAACCAAGUCCACGAUCGGCAAGCUCGUUCCGAUCGAGACGACGGAAACGCUUCUCCACAGCCUUGCCCAUCAUGUAAAGGUGGACAAAAUCAAGCCGCACUACCCGGGGAAUAGCACGCCACUCAAGAUAACUGUACACGAGGAUGACGACGAGAACGAUGUGGACGUCGUGACGCCUUCAGUAGAUCCGUUCGUCGAUGUGGAUGUUACGGCCGUCAACGAUGCCAGACGGAUCGUGCUCGAUUAUGCUUCCGAUUCAAGCUCGAACGAUGAAGCGUCAGUCAUGCCCAAGUAUGGUACCUCCUGGAGGGGCCAGGAUAUGGACAAUUCCGACAAUGAAAGUGUGGACUCCCAAGGUGACGAUCCGUUGAAGCACGCCGGUGUCUAUACGGCCGAAGAGGUGACGCGUAUAACGAAGGAGAAGCUGACGCGUCUGCAGACACUGUACGUCGAGCAGCUGCACCGUCUGCAGCACGUACUGUGUGAAAAACGUCGUAGCUACCUGCAGGAUCUGCGCAAGGAGCGCGAAACGCGUUGCAGCAUCUCAAACCAGUAUCAGGAAACGCCCCGUGAACGGCUGCGUUAUGAAAAGUUGAAAGGCCUCAACCGCUACCACCGCAAGUACGGGGUGGAAUCGAUCUUGCAGCGCAAGUACCUGGAAAAGCGUGCCAAAGCGACGGAAGGUUUACAGCAGAAGCCUCCGUCACUGCCAAAAUGCGCCUUUACCGAGGGCGGUGUCAAGUGUGGCGAACGGACGCUGCCAUGUUGCAAGUUUUGCCGAAAGCACAUACUCGAGGACAAGAAGCAGGUACUGUUUCGGGCAUGCGGCAUCGAGAAGGGUGGUGUCAGCUGUCAGGAACCAUUGGCAGGCCUGUUCGAGAAUGCGACCUGCCCGUUGCACGUCGAGUUACCAGCACAGCGUACGUUCAACAAGCGUAAGUACGAAUCGGAAUCAGAAGGCGAAGCGGAGGUUACCGUGACAACACCAGCAGCUACUACCGCCAUGCCUACUAUGAAACAGGAAACGGUUGCGGUAGCUGAAGCUGAUCAGAAGAAUCCCACGGUGGCAUCUCCGUCCGUGAAGGUGGAACCGAAGGGUGAAAGUGCCCGUAAAAUCUUUAAGCAGGAACCGGUAACAACACCUCAGCGUAUGCGCAACACACGUGCCGCUCGGGCAGCACUGGAAAGACAAAAGAAAGAGCACGAAGAGGAGAUACUUUCACUGAAGGCUGAGCCAGUCGAAGACGAAGACGACAAACCCGUGGUGCCACCGUCGGUUGAGAGCAACGUUACGAUUGCACAUGACGAAACUGGCAACACACUGGCGAAUGCUAAUCGUCCCGAAGUUAUCGGAGUUGGUAGUGGUACUGCUCCUCAAGAGCAACCAAAGCUAGAGCAGGAAAACACAGAUUAUGUUUUGGUCAAAACGGACGCAGAACAGCCAUCGCAGCCUGAUGUUGAUCCGCUCGCCUCUGAGGCGCAUAAAACUGACCAUAUUGAAGUAGAAGCAUUCAUUAAACCGGAAUCGGCAGAGAAAAUGGAUACAUCCGCCGGAGAGAAUGCACCAGCAAGCAAGCAAGAGGAAGACCAAAUGGUGAAAGUGGAAAAGGAUGCAAAAGUAGAAAAGAUGGAUAUCACAGAAACGGUAACGAUAGAGAAGGAGCAAGAGCUAGCUUCUUCCGACCAUGCCACUGAGAGUAAACGUAGACGCACUACGCUGGACGCACAGGAACAACCGAACAAGGAUGAAUCCAGUGUGCCUGAAAUCAACGCAGAUGAAACGAAAGUUAAACCAAGACAAGCGAAAGACAAGGCAGUCGACUCGGGGUUAUCGAGGGGCAGCGGCGAUAAGACGACGCGUCGCCAACCGAAAUAGGUCUAGCUAUGGUAAGGUUUCAUUUUGCACAUCUCCUUUUUAUCGAAAUAAAACAGUAACAUUUUGCUGAUUUGUUCUUUAUUCGUACGCGUUUUGUGGUUUGUUUUUGUUCUCGCGCAAUCGCAAAAAAACCUACGCGAAACAACAGUUUCGCUUACGAAGGAACGGAACUACUGAGUGUGACGCAGUCGUAGUAUUUUGCUGUUUGUUGCUGUUCUCCGUUAUUGUUGUAAGGUUUAUAAUAUGUUCUCGUGUUUUGUGUUUGAAAGUGAAUAGGGGGACUGUGGUUUUAGCUAUGAGGAGAGUUUAUAGUUUGCUCAAUUUGGAAUCGCUUCAACAACAACCAAGAAAGUAGCUAAAAUAUGAAUAGAAAAAAUAAAAAUAAGAAAAACGUAUC
Messenger RNA from Anopheles darlingi, 2659 nucleotides. RefSeq lists its product as uncharacterized. The record is from RefSeq and is a predicted model, not a curated record. NCBI's taxonomy places the organism in Eukaryota, Metazoa, Arthropoda, Insecta, Diptera, Culicidae. Gene Ontology annotation, cellular component: NSL complex. The transcript is spliced from 2 exons. The coding region runs from base 76 to 2262 and encodes 728 amino acids.